AUCCCCCGGUGCCAAGUCAACCUUAUACCCAGACAGGGAUGCCCCCAUGUCAUUCAUGAGGAGGGGAUCGACCUGCGGGCCCCAGUCGAGCUUACGGGCUUGGUGAGAUUCUCGUCAAAUGAGGCUUCCAGGAAGGGCGGGCUGUAGUGCAAUCGACGCUCCUCAUCAUGGCACACGCACCCCCCUCUGUCCAGGUAUUACAGAACAAUCACAUCCAUGCACCGAGGAUCAUCGGGGAUUUUAUUUCCUUUUUCUGCAUCCCACUUGCAGCAGCGUUGCUCCCCUUUCCAGGGUCCAUAUUUUGAGAAUCCCCUCUCAGUCGGUCGACAACGGCCUCUGUUCGAUCCCAGUGAUCCUCAGCAAACCACUGGGGAAGGGAUCUGUGCGGAUGCUUGCGGGAUCGCCCCAGGGGGGGGGGGGGGGGGGUUUAUCCAGACAGGUUAAUCCCCUCCCAUGCCCCCGGAAAAUCUGUCUCCGUUGUAGAUGGAGGGAUUGGUGGUCAGCUCUAAGUUGUGAUGCAUGGUGUUCCCCAGUGCUGAUUGGUCCAAAGGCUAAGUUACUCAACAUGAACCCCCCACCCUCUACUUCAAACCCAUCACCCAUGCUAAGUGGGUAGGUCAAUGUAUUCUGGAGCACGCUUCGAGUGGCCUGAACCGCUUAUCGCGACAAGUUCAACCGAAGAGCUGCAUCCCACACGUGAGCCCGCAAG
This is a messenger RNA of Aspergillus japonicus CBS 114.51, 709 nucleotides long. RefSeq lists its product as uncharacterized. NCBI's taxonomy places the organism in Eukaryota, Fungi, Ascomycota, Eurotiomycetes, Eurotiales, Aspergillaceae. The transcript has a single exon. The coding region runs from base 119 to 616 and encodes 165 amino acids. The record is from RefSeq and is a predicted model, not a curated record.